AUGGUUGACGAUGAUGACGACAAGUACAACAAAAAAAAAGCGCUUCCGGUUCCUAAAUUUACGACGAGGCAAACGACGACAUCAUCCUUGACGCCGGAUGGGAAAACGAGGAAAGAGCGAUCGAUGGGAGGAGGUUUAGGAGGACAGUCGUCAAAGUCCGCGCAGAAUUCACCACAAAAUCAAUUCGAUUCGAAUCGCUUGGCGGCGAAAUUGGAUUUCUUAUCCGCGAGAGUGAACUUUGACGGCGAAGAGGAGACGCAAACGAAAGUACACAACGCGUUGGACCGAUUGUCGUUUGCAACGCAAGUGCACCACACGGCGGACGCGUUCGGGCAAGCGCUGACGGACGCGAAGGAAGAGGUUGGAGAGUACGCUUUGAAAGCGGCGGAGUCGGUGGCGAGGUUUCAAGCGACGCAAUACGCGGCGAAAUGGAUGCCGUUGGAAACGAACGUGAACUUGAAGCCGACGUACGUGAAGGUACCGGUGAGUACGGUGGAACGGUUGAAAUUUUACGAGGACGAGAACGUGCGGCAGAUUGUCGCGCAACAUUUAAUCGAGAAGGAGACGAUAUUAGCCGAGAACGCCGGGUUGAGGAGUUUAGUGCCUGGUUUGCAAGACGAGGUAUCGUCUGAGCAGGUGGCAAAUAUUCGAGAGACGGAAGACGGCGUCAAUCGCGCGCUGUUGUUAGCCGCGGUGGAGGAGAUUGCAAAGUUGAAAACGAGAGUGACCGUGUUGGAAGGCGAGGCGGCGAAACAUCGAGUCACCUCCGCUGGAUUUGGGUUGAUUGGUGUGAACGCGAGCGAACAUUCUGGGGAGAUUGCCGAACACGCGAGGAAGUUGACGACGGAAUUGGCGAGAGUGGAGGAAGAUAACGGAAGACAGAAGUGGUUAAUCGGCGAGAAGGAUAAGGAGAUUGAAACGAUUAAAGGUAAGUUCAUGGAUACGUAUCAGUACUCGUUAGAGGAGAGGUUGCAGGAAAGCACGGAAGCGUUGGAAGUGGCGGCGAACUUACAAGGAGAGCAGUUGCAGUAUUUAGAAGACCACGCGUUGAAAGUGCUGGCGAAAAAGAACGAAAAGUUGGACGAUUUGGUCUACCAGUUAGAAACGUUGGCUUCGCACCGAGAGCAAACGAGAGAACAUUUGACGGCGUUUUUGGAACGAAACGACGAGACAGUGGUGUCUAUUUUGUGUUCAUUGGCUGGGUUUUCGAGCAAAAAAACGAAAGAGAUUGUAGAACACCGACGAAGUCGAUCGUUAACUGGGAGAUUGGCGUGGUUAGGGAAGAACUUGAAACCGGUGAGUAGCGCUUUAUCGAACGCGUUGAUGGCGUGCGCUUCUCCGCCGGGAGGGAUACCGCGCGAAGGCGACGCGAUUUUAGCAGACGCGGCGGCGGAUACAAAAAAUACUACCACCAUUACUACGAGCAGCACGAGUGAUGAAGACUCCUUGACGAAAGCAGCAGCACCGGAAAAGAACGCGGCGGGGGAAAGUAGCGAUGAUAGCAAAGAGAAAGAAAAGAAAGCAGACGGCGGCGGGGAAGCGAAAAAAGAAGAAGACAAAGAAGAAACCAAAAAAGAAACGCAUCGAGAAGAAGAAGAAUCAAACGCGACGAUAAAAGUCCCCGAACGUAGCCGCUCGCGUCCAAAACCAAAAAGUCCUCGUAAAAACGAGAAAACCAGCGGUUUCCACGGAUUCGACGACCCGGAAGCAGCCGCGAGAGAGGCGAAAAAAAGAGCCAAAGAACGCGCGGCGUUGCCGGCGCCGAAACUCAUCGGUCGAGCCGCCGAACGCGAAGCCGAAAAGAUGCGCCAACGAGAGAAAAGUGGCUUCGGGGGUUUUGGAAGCGAGGCGGAAAGUUCCGACGACUCCGAUUAA
Messenger RNA from Bathycoccus prasinos, 1875 nucleotides. RefSeq lists its product with no specific name. The coding region runs from base 1 to 1875 and encodes 624 amino acids. The transcript has a single exon. The record is from RefSeq and is a predicted model, not a curated record. Lineage: Eukaryota; Viridiplantae; Chlorophyta; Mamiellophyceae; Mamiellales; Bathycoccaceae.